AUGGUGGAUCCCAAACCCCGAAGGCGCAUUGUGCCGAUUCAGAUCGCUGCAUCGCCCACAAUCGUAUCGAAUCAGGCAACUGUAGAUGAUGAAGCCCAUGUAGAGGAGGUCUGUCCCGGAGGGGCAGACCUGCAGGCACAGGCAGAGUAUGCUGCCGCCAAUCUGGGCGCCGAUCGUAAGCUGUACGUGGAUCUCUCCGGCCUGGAGCCAUCCAAGCCCAUGGUGGACUGGAAGGAGCUUCUCAAGGCUCGAGGGAGUUCCAACGGCCCAGACAAGCAGAUCGCUGCACGGGACGAGCAAGAGGCGAAGAGUAGCCUGGCUGCAUCCGACGAGAUGGGGGGAGGCAGCAGCUCAGACAGCGAUUCCGGCGAGCCCGAUGGGGACGCGAUGUCCGAUGAGGACAAUGCGGACGGCGACAAUGGCACGGAUGGAGGCGGCGCUACAGGAACAGACCUGGAGACCCGCCGCAGGCAGAAGAAUGAUGACUACGAUCACAUGGACGAGUUCAUCGAUGACUCAGAGUUCAUUGAGCUGAUGGAGGACAGCGACAGGCGGCGGACCAAAUUUCAGGGCUUCUUCAUCACGAGGGGCGAGAUUGAGCGCCUGGACAGCCCGCCUGCCGCGCCACAGGAGAAGGAUAAGAAGAAGCGGAAGGCGACGGAUGCCGUGGUUUCUGGUGCAGUUGCACCUGCUCCGCCGCCAAAGCCGGUCAAGGCAAGCAAGGGGACUGCAGCGGAUGGCUCUGGCGGCGCAAAGUCUGCGGCAGUCAAGCCCGCGUCUGACGCAGGCCAAGCCUCGCCAAGGAAGAAGAAGCGGAAGAAGGUGGAUGCGACGUCAGGUGUUGAAGGGCAGAAUGCGAGCGUUUCUGCACCCGCCCCGCCCCAACAGCCAGCGCCCUUGAGCAUCGCACAGUUGGCAGCCCGCGCCGGGGCUGGCGGGGCGGCUGGGCCCGACGCAGGGGCAGCUUCUCAAAGUGCGCAGGUGGGCGCCCGCGCCGCCUCGCCUGGCCGGGCGGCAGGCGCAGUCGCUGCUCCGGCAGCGCCGCAGACCGCGUCUGUGACCGUACCUGCGAUUGUGCCGGCGGCCUUGCCCGCGGCUGCGGCGCAGCCUGGGCUACCGCCAGUGCAUAACGCAGCCGGACAGCUUCCCGGCGAGGAACGCCUGAAGGCCGAGCUGGCGGAGUUGGGGCAGUAUCUGGCAACUGCCUUGGCCCCCGCCCCACCCCCCGCCGCGACCCCCGAGGAGCAGAAGGAAGCGGAGGCGGCUGCCUGGAAGCUGCUGCCCACGGCCCUGCGCCAGCGCGUGUACGCGAGCCUGCGCCUGGUCCUGCGCGACACCGACCUCAACAGCGCGAUGGGCAAGGCGUGGCUGGCCCAGCAGCGAGAGAUCGCCGACGGCGGCCUCAUCCCCACAGGCAUGCCGGGGUCGGAAGGGCCUGGGGCUCCCAUUCCUGAAAGCGUUCUGGAGGAGGCAGGCCUGGCACCGGUCAUGGGCGACGAGGAGAUCCUGUCGGCGGCCGCCACCCAGGGCAGCUGCGACGCCGCGGCGCUGUCGUUCGCGCUUUCCUCCACGCGCGGCUCCCUGUACGGGCGGGCGCUGACCCGGCUGCGCCUGCUCUCCCCCUCGCGCAUGGCGCCGGAGCAGCGCAGCGCCACCGUGGCCGGGCUGGGAAGGGCCAGCGCCAAGGAGCACGUCGCGCAUGUCGGCGGCUAUCGCUACGCGCUCAAGGCCUUUGCCGGCGUGGUGGACCAGCCCAAGCCCCAGAAGGCCGGCGGGGCAGGGGCGGCGUCCAAGGGCCCGGCCCCGGGGCCUGCAUGA
Auxenochlorella protothecoides is the source of this 1818-nucleotide messenger RNA. RefSeq lists its product as hypothetical. The transcript has 10 exons. The record is from RefSeq and is a predicted model, not a curated record. Lineage: Eukaryota; Viridiplantae; Chlorophyta; Trebouxiophyceae; Chlorellales; Chlorellaceae. The coding region runs from base 1 to 1818 and encodes 605 amino acids.